AUGGCCGCAUUUAGCAUAUCGGCGUUGCAGCUGAUAGACCUUAAGCGACGGUCGGCUCAAGCAUUCACUAUCUUCGCUAAUGAGGAGCGAGAUAGACUGUUAAAAACUCGGCCUGAUUUGCCAAUGGGUCUCGUCACUAGAAUGAUGGUUGAAAAAUGGAGGAACCUUGACAGUGAAGCGAAGAAACCGUAUUUUGAUGCUUCACGCGCAUCUCCCCCUUUAAAAACAGUAAAGGGUACCAAUGAUUCACUUUCGGAAAUUAUCCCCACAAAGAAGUGGCGCCCAGUUGUGAGUUACACUCAACCCAUUUCAAAUGCACCCACGCAGACAGUACGUGUCGAUCAACCUUCUGAACAGGCGCAAGGAAGAGUUAUCAUAGUACAAGGAAAGCUGGGUGCUCCUGUUUUGGAAGUCUCGAAAGCCCGUGAGUUUGUUUUUGGCUUAUUCUUUUACCUUGACUUUGCCUUUUUUAAAACUGUUUCUCAUUUUCCUUCAAAUGUAUCAUCCUCGUUGCUAGUUUGA
Messenger RNA from Strongylus vulgaris, 522 nucleotides. Lineage: Eukaryota; Metazoa; Nematoda; Chromadorea; Rhabditida; Strongylidae. The record is from the annotation of a GenBank genome assembly.